GACUCUACUUCUCUUGGUUAGGUUUAUAACCUCAAAGUUUAAAGUGUUUUUAUAGAAUCUAUUUUAAUUCUUUUACAGCUGAGCGAAUUUUUUGUAAUCCAUUCUCUUCUGUUUUACUUGUUUCGAACUCUGAGUGGAUGUUUGAUAUAAUUACCCAUUUGUUAAUAAAGAAACACUAUAAUCUAAAUUCUUAACAAAAUAGGUUAUGCAACUCGGAAAUAAGAUAUUAUUAUGAAGAUUAAAAGUUUAUAAAGAGUAUAUUUUUUAAAUAUGUCUAAAGAUAAUGAGAAACAACAGUCAGUAACUAAUGAAAAUGUCAAAGUUCCUGAGGUUAAAGAGCAAGCUACAAAAGCAGAUGAACCACCUCAAUCAAUUGAACCAGAGGACAAAUGGCUGAUAAGAGACUGUGAGGUGUAUAAAGAUGAAUACAAGGAGUGCACAAGUUUCAGAGGAAGAUUCCACCAGUACUUUAUAUAUGGCGAUACAUUAGACUGUAACCAGUGGAAGAAGGACUACAAUAACUGCUGCAAGUGGACUGACGAUAAAGAUCUGAAGGCAGCUGAAGCAGUAAUCAACAGUGAAAAAAACCGGCGACUUGAGAGAUUAAAAUCACAUUAUCAAAAUGAUACAUGGACUAAAAGAGAUGGACCGCCUCCAGACUGGGAACAACCAUUGCCAGAUUGGAUGGUGAAGAGAGACGAGAACACAUACUUAGCACAUAAAGCCAAAGAAAUGAAGGAAGGCAAGGAAGAUGAAAGUAUUACAAGCUAUUGCUCAAUUAUGUAGAACAGCCUUUAUUUUUUAUCGUCUACUACCUGAUUUUAUAUUAUGCGCUUUGGGAUACUUAUUUUUUUAUAAAAGUUUCGCCAUAGACUUAUAUUUUUGCAUUCCAAAUUUGAAAUGUAACUGUGUCAAUAUUUUGCUACCUACUUGUGCAAUGAAGUCUCUCAUGAUGUUUAUGUAUCUAAAACAAAAUUAAUUUCAAUCACUAUGCUUUACUAUGAAUAAUCUAUAAUUAAAAAACAAACUUAGUAUUGAUUUUGAAUAAAAAUUGUAUGUAAUAAUUUAAAUUAAAGAAGAAGAAAUAGUAGUAAUAGCAGUGCACAAAUAUUUGGGGUAUGCAUGAUUGGUUGGCAUAUGCUAAGGCCGGCUAUAAGAUAUAGAUAACUCUGUGGUUUUUACCUUGAAUAUUACACUUUAAUGUAGUGAAACAAUAGUAGCAAUGGGCGAUAAAAAAAUAAAAGAAAUUAAAAUACUAUAAAUGAUGUGACUGCAAAUUAAAUUUUAAUGAAGUUUUAAUAUGUCGUCACUUGUGUACAAAGUUUUUAAUGUAGAUAGUAUUAUACAAGUUAUACAAAUAGUAGUUAAUAUAUAACAUGAUACAGAAA
Molecule: messenger RNA, 1388 nt
Organism: Bicyclus anynana (squinting bush brown)
Lineage: Eukaryota; Metazoa; Arthropoda; Insecta; Lepidoptera; Nymphalidae
Product: UPF0545 protein C22orf39 homolog
Exons: 3
Coding region: 271-786 (171 amino acids)
Source: RefSeq, a predicted model, not a curated record